Messenger RNA from Cylas formicarius (sweet potato weevil), 666 nucleotides. RefSeq lists its product as uncharacterized. Gene Ontology annotation, biological process: sensory perception of smell. Gene Ontology annotation, cellular component: membrane. The record is from RefSeq and is a predicted model, not a curated record. The transcript has 4 exons. Gene Ontology annotation, molecular function: olfactory receptor activity; odorant binding. NCBI's taxonomy places the organism in Eukaryota, Metazoa, Arthropoda, Insecta, Coleoptera, Brentidae. The coding region runs from base 4 to 648 and encodes 214 amino acids.
GUGAUGAUAGUAUUUAAAAUGCUAAUGUGUCAAUCAAAACCAAUCGUGACGCUUUUACGAGUUGCCUUACGGGCAGAUUUUGUGUCGGUUUUGCAGAAUAGCAAGGAAAUAAAAGCAAUUUACGAAUGGCACAUCAACUUCGACAACAAACUCAUUUCGUUGGUUUUGGGAGCAGCGACUUUGGUGGGCGUUCUCAUUCCCAUAUUCGGCGAUGUGAACUGCUACCAUUAUUUCAAGGAACACGCCAGAAAGAACAUUACCGAAAAACCUCUGUUGGUGAACUAUUGGUAUCCGUUUGAUAGAAAUAAAUUCUAUACGGGAAUUUUGAUAGAUCAGAACAUUCGUCCGACCCUUGCGAGCGUUUGCAUUGCCAUAGUGAGCGCGUUCGUGAAUAGCAUCAUCAUUUUCAUAAGACUACAACUCAAACUGCUGCAGUACAGUUUUCGGAACUUCCACAAGCUGCACCACGAAGUGCGGAGCACGUCUCACAUCUUAAAGAUCCUCUGCUUUAAGCACCAGCAACUCAUCAAAUACGUCGAAGACUUGAACGAAUCCUUCAGAACUAUCAUAUUUUUAGAGUACCUGGUGUCUUCGAUUUCGUUCGCGUCGCAGCUUUAUCGGAUAACCGUGGGAUCCAGACCAUUUUGAAUAUUGAUUUAUAUGAUC